Molecule: messenger RNA, 2085 nt
Organism: Mercenaria mercenaria
Lineage: Eukaryota; Metazoa; Mollusca; Bivalvia; Venerida; Veneridae
Exons: 1
Coding region: 1-2085 (694 amino acids)
Source: RefSeq, a predicted model, not a curated record
AUGUGCGACAUCCAAGAAAUGUAUCUUCAAGUUAGUAUUAAGCUAUCAGAUAGGCCGUUUCACAGUUUCCUUUGGAGAUCGUCAUUUGAAAAUGAACCAGAAGUCUACCAAUUCAAUCGUUUGGUAUUUGGCGUAAACGCGUCACCGUUCUUAGCACAGUGUGUUUCGCAGUAUAAUGCUCAGUGCUUCACUAAUGAAUUUCCCUUGGCUGCAGAAACAGUAUUAAAAUCCACGUACAUGGAUGAUAGUAUGGAUUCGGUAUCGAAUGAAGAAGAAGGAAUUGAGUUAUAUCGUGAACUAUCUGGACUUUGGCAAAAAGCCAGCAUGUAUGCAAGGAAAUGGUUAUCAAAUUCUCAAACUGUUCUUGAACAAAUUCCAAAGCGAGAUAGAGCAUAUGAAAUAGAUUUAAGUAAAAGUGAGUUACCAUCAGUGAAAACCAUUGGUGUUCUAUGGAAGGCCGCUACUGACAUAUUUGCCUUUUGUUAUAAUGCACCAGAUUCAACAGUAAACUUCACAAAGAGAAGUCUUCUUAGUAAAAUCGCCACAGUUUAUGAUCCUUUAGGAUUUCUCACGCCCUAUACUGUUCGUGCAAAGAUUUUGAUGCAAGAAACCUGGUUGAAUGGAACAGAUUGGAAUGAAAAUUUAUCUAUAGUGUUGAAUACUGCAGCAAAUGAAUGGUUUCAAGAAAUGAAAGAACUAAAAAAAGUAACAAUUCCAAGAUGUAUUUAUUAUAGUGACAAAGUCGAUGAAAUACAUGUUUUCGUUGACGCUUCAGAAAAAGCAUAUGGGACUGUUGCAUACAAUAGAUCGAUAAUUGAAGGAAAUCCUAUGUUGAGAUUUAUUUCAGCAAAAAGUAAAGUUACUACGCUUACAACAAUCAGUAUUCCUAGAUUAGAAUUAAUGGCCGCGUGUCUUGGACUGAACUUAGCGCAGAACAUAUGCAAAAGUUUGGAAACAAAUGUGAAUUUGGUUACUUUCUGGCCAGAUAGUACAAAUGUUCUUUGGUGGAUUCGAGGACAAAGCAGACGAUAUAAACCAUUUGUAGCCAACAGAGUAGGGAUGAUUCAUAGUGUUACAGCACCUGAACAAUGGUUUUACGUUCCCACAGCUGAAAACCCGGCAGAUUUAGCAUCUAGAGGUUUAUCAAUAACAGAACUGAGUGAAAGUAAAUUGUGGUGGACAGGACCUAAAUUUUUGAUGUUACAGAAAGAACACUGGCCUAAGAAAGACUUUGUACAAAGUGAUGAAGCAAAAACUGAAUUGAAACGAAAGUCUAUGAGCAGUGACUGUGAAUUUUAUCAAUUUUUUACAGAAGAUAGAGCAAAUGCUGUUCUGGAAGAAGAUAGACUUGAUCCUAUACGUUAUUCCAGUUGGAGUCGGUUUGUACAUGUAUUCACAUGGGUCAAUAGAUUUAUAGAUAACUGUCAACUUACAGAACAAGAAAGAAGAAAAUCGGGUCUUCUUGUCGAAGAAAUUAAGUCGUCAAAAAUGCAGAUUAUUAAAAAGGCUCAAAUGGAAAGUUUUAAAGAAGAUUAUCAAAGUCUCUUGAAGGGGAGAGAACUCUCAUCAUCAAGCAAAAUAUUAGCUCUGAAUCCAAAGUUAGAUGAGGAAGGUGUAAUGCGAAGUGAUAGUCGAUUAAAGUUUCACGAGUACCUUCCAUAUGAUGUACGCUUUCCUAUUAUUCUUCCAAGGCAGAAUUGGAUUACAAAGUUAAUUAUAAAACAUUUCCAUGAGCAAAACAAACAUUGCGGUACAAAUCAAACUUUAUCAGCAAAAUAUUGGAUUAUCUCAGCAAGGGAGGAAAUCCGUAAAGUUGAAAAUGACUGUUAUAAAUGCAGACGUCAGAAGGCUAAAGCAGCACAACAGAUUAUGGGACCUUUACCAGAGUUUAGGUUAGGAAAAUCGAUGCAAGCAUUCAGCGAAACGGCAGCAGAUUUCGCAGGUCCAUUUUUAACUAAACAAGGCCGCGGUAAAAGUAAGACUGAAACGAUACUUAUGUGUUUUCACGUGCAUGGCAUGCAGAGCAGUUCAUCUAGAAAUAGCCUACAACUUAACCACAGACUCAUUUAUGAAUAUGUUCUAUAG